Messenger RNA from Cylicocyclus nassatus, 416 nucleotides. Lineage: Eukaryota; Metazoa; Nematoda; Chromadorea; Rhabditida; Strongylidae. The record is from the annotation of a GenBank genome assembly.
ACUAGUACUGCAACCAAAAAACCAUGCCCAAUGACUGAUCCUAAAUGCCGUGAAGUCUUCUUUAACGAUUACUGCAAAAAAGAGUGCUUAAAUAGGAAGGAUAAGGAGUGCUUCGAUAAAUGCAAGGACCGAAUAAAUCAACGAUGGGACGCGUUGACACGAAGAAGACAGACGACAAAGAAGCAAAACAAAAAGCCGAUGACAAAUAAGCAAAACAAAAAACCUAAAAAUUAAACCUGUCAUCGCUUGUAUUAAUCUAUCAGCGAUUGGGGAAUUUUCUAUUCUCUACCUUGAACUUGGGUACUUUCUACGAGCGUAACGCCUAUCACUGACAGUGUUUCAUUUCUUUUCGAGAUUGUUCGUAAUACUUAACUUUUUCUUCUCAAAUAAAGAUACAAAAUAUUUUCACUUUCGAG